GAGGCUAUUUCGUUCAGUUGAAAAUUUUUCGUUCAGUGAGAAGUGUGUUUUUCCUGGUGAGAUUUUCUUGGUUUUCUUCUGAAAAUAUUUAGCUAUAUCAGCAGACAAUAGUUUAAUUCUAACCAGAAGUUGAUCAGCCACGCACCAGAUAAAUAAAAGGAAAACUCGGGAAAUCGUCCAAUGGCCAGCACGAAAAACGCAUACAAAUUGUUUGUGGGAAAUAUUCCGUGGACAGUGAGUAGCAGGGAAUUGCGAAAUUACUUUGCGGAAUUCGGAAGGGUUUUCCAGGCGAACGUGGUUUUUGACAAAAACACCGGACUCUCCCAGGGAUACGGGUUUGUAAGUGUUAACAAGGAAGCCCUGGACAAUGUGGAGAGUAAGCAGCAGCAUGUUCUAGAAGGGUACAAUCUCAAUGUAGAGAAAAGUAGCCAGUAGAAUAUUGUAAAAUCCCCCGCAAAAAAAACAAUUAAGUAGUUCCGGGAGUUUUUUAUUUUGUGAAUAUGAGUGACUUGGACUUUUCCGAUGAGGAGGGUGGGGAAUUGGGAAAGACCUUUAGUGUAGCAGCAAGGUAUGUAGCAGGGAAUGUGGAUAAAUUUGACGAAGGAGAGCUCCUAGAGCUCUAUGGUUGGUACAAACAAUCAACGUCCGGGAAUUGUGAGGGAAAUCGUCCGGGAAUUUUUCAACUGGCCAAAAGAGCCAAGUGGGAUGCAUGGAACAAAGUGAGAUUUACGCCACAGGAUCAAGCCAUGGAGAAGUACAUAGAAUUAGUUAAGAUUAAAUGUCCAGAACUGACAAGUUCCACAGAAACUGCCACAAAUUCCUGGGUAUCCGUGUCUACGCUCAAGCCUGACCACGAUGACAUCCUGGAGGAGGACAAAACAAUUUUUGACCAUGUGCAGGAGCAGAACUUUGAGAAAUUCAUUCAGGCACUGGGCGAUUGUCCAGAUGUCAAUGAACUGGAUGACAAUGGUUUGAGUUUGAUUCACUGGGCAGCUGAUCGUGGUCAAGAUGACAUGUUGCGUUUACUCCUAAAACGUCCCGAAGUCAAUGUGAACGUCCUGGAUGAGGAUGGUCAAACCCCAUUGCACUAUGCUGCCUUCUGUGGCCAUCAAAAAUGCGCAGAAGUUCUUCUGGACGCUGGAGCGGACACGAAAAUCAAAGAUGGCCAGGGACAAACCUGCUUCGAUGUCGCAUACAGUGAUGCCAUUCGCAGUCUCCUCACCAAAUAAAUCAAAUACAUCUCUUGUAAUUUGUCGUAUAUUUCACAGCUAAAAGAAUACAAUUCUGUAGAAAAAAUCACUUGAUUUUGUCAAUUUAAUGUUUUAUGGCAACAUUUGUCAAUGACUCCCUCUAACACUUCCGGCAGACCUGCCCUAGCUCGAAUCGGCACUCUCUUCGCGUUGCUUCUUCGUGAACGAAAGGAAUACCUGCUCCAGGCUCGUCUGACUCAGGGAAUAACUCUCAAUUUUGAGGUUCUCCUUGGCAUUCUCCAUGAGACCAAACAUUGUGGACCACGUGAGAUUUGUGGUGGGAAUAUAGUACGUCAAUCUGCCUUGAUGUGCUUCCCUGAAAAUUCAAUUUUGAAAAAUAAAAAUCCUCAGUUCAUCCUUAAUGACAAUCCUUAAGAAUCUUUACCUGAGUAUCGCGGUUGUAAAAUGCCUCAAAACGUAAUCCUUAAUCUUCUGAAUAGCUUCCCUAAUCUCACCUUCUGGAUUGUCAAUGUCAGAAGAUGCAGAAGAUCCACUAGCUUCCUCCAAAACUGAAAAACUGGGAAAGAUAUAAGAAAACUAAUUAGAAACUCUCCCAGAAAGUUCUUCUGCUCAAGAAGCCUCUUUGUUUGCGAUGAAAACGAGAAAGUUUAUUUAUGCUUCAUGUCCCACUUCCGGCGUGUACCUCUCGUGACUGUCUCCUCUUUUGUGUUGAAUUUCUGAAGAUGAAAAUUGAUUUUUUCCAGAGAAAGAGGAAAAAGGGUAAGUGUCUAUUUUCACUCUAAUUAGAAAAUUCAGAUCAUUUUCUUUUUGAAAUCCAAUAAGAAUUAUAAAAUAUUAAAUAAGAAAAAAUCUGUUUAAGCAAAACAAUUAAAGAUAUUAACUUAGGGUCGUCACAGAUUGCUCAAUUUUAUAGGCGUGGUAAUGCUUUCUUCUCAAAGAGGAUAUAAAAAAAAUUAAUACGUCUGAGAUUUACAAUAUUCCUCACAAAUUUUAAUCACCUUUUAAAUAGACUCAAUUUUUGAUUUUUUUUUUUUUUGGAUAUUUGAUAUUUAUUUCUCUCAAACAGAUAGGGUCCGCCCCUCUUACAUUGUUUGAUAAAAAAGAAAAAAAAGAGUGAAAAGAGCAAAAUUACAUUCUUAUUACAUAAAAUGAAGAAUGAGCAAAAGAGAAAAGAAAAAAAGGGAAAGUACCAAAGAAAAAAAAAUAG
Molecule: messenger RNA, 2418 nt
Organism: Phlebotomus papatasi
Lineage: Eukaryota; Metazoa; Arthropoda; Insecta; Diptera; Psychodidae
Gene: anox
Product: acyl-CoA-binding domain-containing protein 6
Exons: 2
Coding region: 501-1229 (242 amino acids)
Molecular function (GO): fatty-acyl-CoA binding; protein binding
Source: RefSeq, a predicted model, not a curated record